Messenger RNA from Penicillium longicatenatum, 1695 nucleotides. Its product is annotated as carotenoid oxygenase family protein. Lineage: Eukaryota; Fungi; Ascomycota; Eurotiomycetes; Eurotiales; Aspergillaceae. Gene Ontology annotation, molecular function: carotenoid dioxygenase activity. The transcript has 2 exons. Gene Ontology annotation, biological process: carotene catabolic process. Bases 1 to 1695 code for a protein of 564 amino acids. The record is from RefSeq and is a predicted model, not a curated record.
AUGCCUUCUUUCAUCUCAGAAUCUUCUCCAGCGACUGCUAAUGGCUCAAAGCCCACUGAAGAGCACUGGAACAACUGGCCAAAUGAGAAAGGAUUUGACCCCGAGUACGAAGAGCGCACUCCAGUCGAGCUCUUCGUGACUGGCAAUAUUCCUGCCUAUGCCGCAGGAACACUUUUUCGCACAGGCCCAGGCAAAAGCCAAGUUGAGACCGAAGCCGGGGAACUCUUCAAACUAAGACACUGGUUUGACGGCUUCAGCCAAACCCACCGAUUCCAAAUCAUUGUCUCGGAUGAUUCUUCCAUCCGGGUCUUGUACAAUUCCCGCUUCUCCACUGACGGCUUGAUUGCAAAAGUGCGGAGGGACGGCUACAUGAUAGGCUUUGCCGACAAACGCGAUCCCUGCAAAGAAGUCUUCAACAACGUGCAAACCGAAUUUGUCCCACCCCGUAGCCCGUCCGAGGUGAAUAUUGGCGUAACACUUUCUAUCAACAUGCCAGGCCUCGACAUUCCAUCUGAGGAAGAGUCUGAGGAAGAGUCAGCCGAGCGCUGGUCUGACUCGAAGGGUAUCCGAACCCUGUAUGCGAAGACAGAUUACAAUGCAUUCAAGAAACUGGAUCCGGAAACACUUGAACCAAUAGGCCUGGCCUCGCAACAGGACCUUCAUCCUGAGCUAACCGGUCCUAUGUCUGCUUCACAUGCCCGUUCCGAUCCUUUCACGGGCGAUGUAUACAAUUUCAAUCUCACCGCGGGUCCAGAAUCCAUCUAUCGCGUAUUUCACGUCUCUGCAGGGACAGGCAAGACUUCCAUCUUGGCUACAUUCCCAGGCACGCCCGCCUACAUCCAUUCUCUCAAUAUCACCGAGGACUUCAUCCUUCUCUGUGUCUGGAACUCGCAUAUCAACAUUGACGAGUUAGAAAAGGGAUCCUUCAGGGAUACUAUUAUGCCUACCGACCCAACCCUGCCAGCGACAUGGUAUGUGGUCGAUCGCAAGCACGGAAGAGGCCUGGUUGCAACAUAUGAAAGUCCCGCGUUCUUCUGCUUCCACACGAUCAACGCGUUCCAAGAGCCAUCCAAAGAUGAUCCAACCAAGAUCGAUAUACUUGCUGACCUCGUGCGCAUGGAUACCUCCGACUUCUUGGAUCUCGUCCUUUACAAGAACAUGAAAUCCUCGCUCCCUACUGCAAAGGAAUUCGCUGCAAGCAGAACAGAGGAAACACGCACCACUUUCUCUCGAUUUCGCCUUCCUGCUUUGCCAGCGGAACCUAAUUCGGAGGUUCUCCAGGCUACGCUGGAGUGGUCCUCUGGUAAAGCUUUCUCGCCCGAAUUGCCUACCAUGAACUCUAAGUUCGUCACGAAGAAGCAUCGGUAUACUUAUGCGACGUCUUUUCGAGGAGAGUCGACUUUGACGGAUGGAAUUAUCAAGUUUGACUGUGAGACUAAAGAGACUCUCCUGUGGGCGCACCAUGGCCACUCACCCGGUGAGCCGAUCUUUGUCGCCAACCCAGAUGGUGUGAAUGAAGAUGAUGGUGUCCUUCUCAGUGUGGUUCUGGAUGGCUUCCGGGAUCAUAGCUACCUGCUCUGUCUUGAUGCUCGUGACUUGACUGAACUUGGACGGGCUAAUGUGAAAGGCGUCGUUGGAUUCGGAUUCCAUGGACAGCAUGUUUCGACCGUUGGCAUGCCUACUGGAGAUUAUUGA